Molecule: messenger RNA, 723 nt
Organism: Fonsecaea multimorphosa CBS 102226
Lineage: Eukaryota; Fungi; Ascomycota; Eurotiomycetes; Chaetothyriales; Herpotrichiellaceae
Exons: 1
Coding region: 1-723 (240 amino acids)
Biological process (GO): tRNA-type intron splice site recognition and cleavage
Cellular component (GO): tRNA-intron endonuclease complex
Source: RefSeq, a predicted model, not a curated record
AUGGCUCCCACCACACCCACACCACCAACCGCCUCGGCUCUCUCGGCACUAAUCGACCAUUCAUCAGCCAAAUCCGCCUCGGAGUUUCUGGCGAUCACAAUCCUGCAUAACCUGCAGUAUCAGCACGAGUGGACGGAUCUGAAACUCCAUCUCGCUUGCCUCAGCCAGGGCCCUAGCGCUCAAAAUGGUGCAGCAGCAGGAGGAGGAGGUGGUCUGAUGGCCCUGGACGGGAUCAAAUUCGGUGGGCAUUCGAAUCCUUCUUCAAGAUCGACCUCGCCAUCAAGAUCAGCUUCUCCGUCAAGAUCUGGGUCAUCCACCCCUACGGGAAACGGAUCGACUCCUCCUGCUGGCGGGACAGUCACAGUUCCGAUAAUAUCCGGCCUCCCUCCACAGCACAGCUACCUACAUCCCGACCUGCAGACGUACCUGAUCAAGCACAAGAUCAAGGAAACCGAAAUCCCCGUGCAAAGGGAGUUUGUGCUGCCGCUGGCCCUGGGCGAGAAAUGGAGUUUGGGGAGGUUCUGUGCCGUGUUUGACCAGUUGCCGGAGAGGGAGGUUGUCAGGGUUCGUCAUCCUCGCGGGUCCGCGGGUGCAGUAUACGAACACAAAGACACCAAACGUCUUCUCUGUGGCAUGCGUGCGCGCGAAGGCGGCGGCGGCGACGGCACGGUGGUGUACUACAUCAUGCAAGAAGGGGAGGUCAAGCCCCGGCAGAACGGAUGA